AUGCACAAGAACAACAAUAAUUACAACAAUAAUAAUACCCGGAACGGUAAUUAUAACGGUAGUAAUUGUAAGGGCAACGUCUUUAACAAUGAACAUUCUAACACAAGCAACAACAGCACGAGCAGCCGAAGCAAAAACAACGGCAACAGCAGUAACAGUAGCAGCAACAACAACGUCGACAAAGUAAAUGCUAGUGAUGACUACAUGGGCAGGAAAUCAUUUGCUGGCAUAGUGGCGAACUCGACAGACUAUUUCCCUAAACAACAAGAAUGCACACCUGACGCAGGUGGCAAAACAGGUGAAGGUAAACGGAAGCUGCAACCGCAGCUGAGGUUUUGGCAACAACUGCCCGGAAAACAGUACAGUGCAUUAUCACUGUGA
Molecule: messenger RNA, 381 nt
Organism: Octopus bimaculoides (California two-spot octopus)
Lineage: Eukaryota; Metazoa; Mollusca; Cephalopoda; Octopoda; Octopodidae
Product: ABC transporter H family member 2-like
Source: RefSeq, a predicted model, not a curated record